AUGGGUGUACAGAUCGCCCUCCGUCAGAUAUUUGAUCUCCACACGGAAGUUCCGCCGGAAAUCGCCGAGCCGGAGGCUGUUGUCAUAGGUAACCGAAGAAGUACUGGACACUCUCUGUCUAUCGGUGGAUCGGUCGAUCAAUGCAAGACAAAUCAGCCCAAGGCAGCUCCAAAUUUCCCCAAUUUUGUGGGGUUUAGGGUUCUUCCCGGUUCUGAAAGAGAUCAAUGGCGCGGUAAGGCGAGCAGAAAUGCCGGCGUCGCUUCUUUCCCCAUCGGCCGAUUUCCAGUUUCAAAUGCAGGCGUGCAAUCGAUCCGGCGCGCUAUGCAUGCUCCUUGCGAACAAACCGGCAUGGAGAGUUUCUCCCGCAAAAAAUGGGGCAGGGGACGAUCUACGAGCAGCACGAAGAAGGGAUUGCGCGUUGCCGCCAUGAGCGCUAUCCAAGAAUUCCAGCAGGAUUUCGGGGUGGUAGGAGCGGUGGUGGCUGGAGCUUAUCUCUGGGUCCAAGGCUUCGAGCUACUCACUAGAUUCAAUGUCCUAGACCAGAAGCUUUCUCGCAAGCUCGUCCAUAUGACAAUGGGUCCACUCUUCAUGCUUUCGUGGCCCAUCUUCAGCUCUUCGUCGGCGUCCCGCUACAUUUGUUCGCUAGUUCCACUGGCCAACGCUGUGCGUCUUCUAAUCCUCGGCCUCGGUUUAGGAACAAACGAAGGGGUGGUGAAGUCGAUGAGUAGAGAUGGCGAUGCCAAAGAGCUUUUACAAGGUCCUUUAUACUAUGUAGCGGUGCUCUUCAUAAGCACAGUGUGCUUCUGGCUUGACUCUCCUGUUGGAAUGAUAGCUCUGUCUGUGAUGUCGAUCUAUUACUUCACGUAUCUGGGAGUUUAUGCCUUGGAUCCGCUCGAUACUCUAGCUCGUGUCACAUUCAUCUCGCUAGCAGCAACACUUGUGGAAUCGCUGCCAAUCACGUCGUCUUUGGAUGACAAUCACGUGGUCCCAACGACGGUCAUGCUGCUCGGCUCGAUCUUAUUCUGAAGUAAGACUCCACUUUCUCACAUUUUAUUUUAAGCAACGGUUAAAGCGAAA
Molecule: messenger RNA, 1077 nt
Organism: Selaginella moellendorffii
Lineage: Eukaryota; Viridiplantae; Streptophyta; Lycopodiopsida; Selaginellales; Selaginellaceae
Product: probable phytol kinase 1, chloroplastic
Exons: 6
Coding region: 1-1026 (341 amino acids)
Biological process (GO): vitamin E biosynthetic process
Cellular component (GO): chloroplast
Molecular function (GO): phytol kinase activity
Source: RefSeq, a predicted model, not a curated record